Messenger RNA from Paramecium sonneborni, 8518 nucleotides. Lineage: Eukaryota; Ciliophora; Oligohymenophorea; Peniculida; Parameciidae. The record is from the annotation of a GenBank genome assembly.
AUGAAAAGUUUACUUAAUAGUUACAAUUAAAUUUAUAGAAAAAUAAUUACAAUAUAGGAAGAUCAAUUAUCACAAGAAAGUUGUAUUGCUUUUGGAAUGUGGUCUAAAUAUAAUCCAUUAAAUAUUCUAAGUAUAAAAGAAGGAAUUGGACAAUUUUAAAGUAAUUGCUUUUAAUUAAUCAAAAUGGAUGAUGUUGCAUCAAAUAGUUUAAAUUUUAUAUAUUCUGAUUGUUUAAACUACAAUUCAAAAUAAAUAGUAAAAUCAAUAAUGUUUAUAAGUGAACAAGAUGAAUAAUUUAACUUGUAUAAAUACUUAGAUCCUUUUUAAUAUGAAAAUGUUUGGUAUCACUUUUAGUUUAUUUCAUGGCCUCUAAAAAAAAAAGUAGAAUUGAUUAUCAUUCAAUAAGAAAACACUAUAUUGAAAGAAACUAUAGAAAACAUUUCAUUUUUCAAUGAAUAUUAAGUGUUUUUUACAUUGGGAGAGAGCUUUAAAGUAGUGGAAUCUAAACUUGAUUUGAUUCAAUAAGGAACAUUUUAUUCUUAGUUCCCUGGAUAAAUUGUUUCAUAUGAUUUAUUUAUUGAUGAAAUUCCUACUACUUUUGAUUUUUAACAGUUUGCUAUCGAAGAAUAUUAGAGUUUAGCUGAUUGUAUUUGUAAAAUCAAUGAACAAGCAUAAUUAGAAGAUUUUGAUUUAAAUGAUCUUGAUUAUAAAAUUUAUAUGUCAGAGAAUAUUAAUUGUGAUUAUUCUGCUUUAAGUGGAUGGAUUAAAGUAUAUGAUGUUAAUUAACAAUCUAAUGAAUUUACUUAUCAAAUAAUGAAAAUGAGUUCAAAUAUAGGAAAUAAUCUGUUAUUAAAUGAAAAUAUUUCAACAUUUUAAUUCUUUUAUCUCAUAUCUUCAAUUGAAACAAAAAUAAUAAUAAAAACUUAUAGUUAUAAUUUUCCUAUUUUGACAAAAGAUAAUUUGGAUAGUAUAUAUGAUAUAUAAAGAGAAUUUAUUAUAUCAAAAAAACGAUAUUAAAUAAUGGCAUUACUUUCAUUUAGAACUAUUGGAUAAGAAAUUUAAUAUUAUGAUAACUUUCUACAAUGAAAAUGGAAUUUAAAUAUAUGAAGCUGAAGAAUAGGUCAUAUAAUUUAAUAACUAAUAAUUCACUUUAAGUUAUGGGAAUAUUAUUAAAGACUCUUAAAAUUAUUUAAUUGUUACAUUAAAAUAAUUAUUUUAUAAAAAUUGUAAAGAAGACAAUAGGAUUAAAAAAUGUCAUUAUAGUUGUUUAGAUUGUGAUGGUCCAAAUAUAUCAAAUUGUUUAUCUUGUUCUGUUGAAUCAUAGAGAAUUUAUUUUUCUGAAUACUAAUAAUGUCGUUGCCCCUUAUCUUAAUUAGAUUAUGAAAAUAAAUGUAUAAAUAAUGAAGAUUUAAAUAUAAAUUUAGUUGAUUAAUAAACUGCUUAGUAAAAUUGUAAAAUGGGCUAUUUUUAAUUAGAUAGAGAAUGCAUAAGAUGGUAUAUUUUGAUUAAUACUUUUUAGUCCUUCAAUUAUUAAAGAUAAUUUAUUGACUUGUUUGGAAUGUGUUGGGAACUAGCAAUGGAAUUUAAAUUCCAUUUGUUACAAGGAUUUUUAUCUUCCUUAUUCGUUAAAAAAUCAAUAUCCUUUCAUUAGUAUAGAGAAUUAUUAUUUAUUUGAUGGAUCUGAUUUAAUAUUGUGUCUUUUUUGUGAUCUAGGCAAUUUGUUUAAUUAAUUUGACUUGUAAAAUUAGGAGAAGAUUUUUGAAAUGUUUUAAUUUUAUACUUAAGGAUUCUUGUCUUACUGUUCUAACACUAUGGAUAUUAAUAACAUAGAAACUUGCUAAAAGUGCAUUAUUUCUAACUGUGUUCUAUGCGAAAUUCAUAUUGAUUAGUAAUUUUGUUUAAGAUGUUCAACAAACUAUGAACCAAUUAAUGGAAAGUGUAUUUUUCAGGCUGUAAAGUUUUCUCAGCAAUCAUGUAAACCACCAUAUUAUGCAUCAUUUGCAUAACAGUGCAAAUUAUGUUCUCUAAUCAAUUGUAGAUUUUGUUUUGAAUACAUUUUAAAUAGUUAGAAAAUUAGUCUUUAUAAUUUAAAUUAAGAAUUAAUUGAAGAGAGAGAGGAAGAUAUUAGAAUUGGUUGUGUUUAAUGUAAUGAUGGUUAUAUUUUUGAUUUUAAUAUUGGAUAAUGUAUAUAAUAGAUUCCAAAAAUUAGAGAGUGUUUAUCUUCUUUUGUAAAAAAUUCUUAAGAAGAAUGUAUUAUUUCAACUUUGGAGAAUUUUCAAAUAACGAGAAUAAUUAAUAAAUGUGAUAAUUAUUUAAAAAAUUGUCUAUAUUGUGCAUUAGAUAGAAAUUAAGAAGUUUUUUGUAUAGAAUGCAUAGAUGGAUUUAUUUUGUAGGAUCAGUAAUGUUAUAUGAACGAGGAAAUUGGAUCAAAUUAUGAAAUUGACCUUUGGAUUCAAAAGAUUAAAGGUUAUUUCUUUGUUUUUGUAGAUAAGCAACUUAGUAAUGAUGAAGAUUACAUUAAUAAUUGUGGUAGAUCUUGCAUUAAGUGUAUUACUCAGGAUAAGUAAUAUAUUUGUGAUAAAUGCAAUACAAACUAUUUUGAUUAUUCGAUUAGAAUUCAAUAGGGUUUUUAUUGUCUUGAAUGUCCUCAACUAUGUUAAGUUUGUUAAACACGUGAAUUCUCAAAUAUAAAAGUAAUAUAAAUUGCUUAUAAAUUUAGACUGUUAACCCUUUUUUUUUUAUAGAUAUCAAUAAUGCUAUGUUGACAUAAGAAUGCAUUAUACCUAAAAUUGACCCUUUUAUUAUUUAUGACCCUUAUCUUAAAUUUGCAUCAUAUUGCCUUGAUGGUAAUUGUAAUAAUGGACUUUAAUUAAAGCAUUGGCAAAACAAUUGUUUUUUAGAUAAGUUUCCUAGAUGGUCCUUUUUAGGUGAAAAUAUAGAGUAUAUGAAUUAAAUUGGCUUAAGGUCAUUAACUUUUAGUAUCUUCUUUGAAAUAGAUACUGAAUUAUGUGUUAAUUAUCAGGAUAUGGUAGCAUAAGCAUCAAUAAAGAAGGAUGUGUUUACAUUAAGGAAUGCUAAUUUAUAAUUAAUAUCUAUUAACUAAUUUUCUUAUCUUGGGGAAAGAAGUAUGAAUUUUUAUGAUUACGAGAAUAUAUCUAUGAUUAAUACAGAAUUUAUUUUUUUAAAAUCGUUAGAAAAAUAUUUCUAUUUUGAAAAUUUAUAUAAUGCUAUAAAUUUAACAUUGAUUAAUUUUAGAAUAAAAGAUAGUGAUAUAGCAAAUGUAACAUCUUUAUUUUAUAUUUAAUAAUUAGGCUCAAUUUAAAUGUAAAAUUUUUCAAUUACUAAUUCUACUUUUAAAAAUUUCUCUCUAUUUAAUUUAGUAUUACUAAGAUUUGAUGGAGAAAUUAUUAUAGAUUCCUUAUUUAUUAGCAAUUGCACAUUUAUAGAUUCCUAAUUAUUUCUUUUUUCUUAGAGUUUAGAUAAGAUUUAAAUUAACAAUUUAAUAUUAGAUUAAUGUAAAUUCUAUAACUUUUCACUUUUUUCUUUAUUUAUAAAUUAUGCAAAAGUGUCAGCUUUUGAUAUGAAAAAUGUAAAACUAUAAAGGAAUAAUAUUUAGAAUUCCAAAUUAAUCUUUUGUUAAUAAUUAAUAACUAUAAAUUUGAUUAAUCUAUUAUUGAAAUCUAAUUAUUUAGUAAAUUCAAUAAUUUUAGGAUUUAGUUCUAGCUUGAAUGCUCAUAAUUUACAAAUUAUAGAUAAUUAAUUUAUUCAAUCUUCAAUUAUAGAAUCUCUUUAGGUUACAAAUGAUAAUCACACUCAAGUUGUUAUUGCUGAAUUAUUUAUAUUAAAAAAUGUACUUUAAUACUCUAAUCUUAUCAGCAUAUUUUAAAAUUCUUAUUCAAAUGAAUUGGAGAUUUUUAUUACAUAAGUUUAAAUUCAAUAAAAUAGUAAAUUAAUUACAACUAAUUAGUUAUGCUAAAUAUUUAAUCUCAAUAGUUAAAAGUUAAAUUUAAAUAAUUUUAUUAUUGUUGAUAAUUUCGAAAUAUUAUUGUUUUAUCUUUAUGAUAACUUGGAUAUAAAACUUAUAAAUUUAAUUUUAAAAAACUAAGCAGUUUAAUAAAAAGUAUUCCUUUCAAGUAAUUGUUUUUAAAAAUCUAAUAUCUAAAACUAAUUAUUACUAAUUAGAGGUUUUGAUAAUAUUCAAAUAGAAAAUUGUGAUAUAAUAAAUUCAUCCAGUAUUGAUGAAUCAUUAAUACAAAUAGAUACAAGCAAAUCAAAACUACUUCUUGGAUCAAUCUAUAUAAAAAAUGUAAGAUUUUAAGGAAAUUUAUUACAAUAAUUGAAUUAGAUUUAAUUUUUUUCAUUGCUUUCAAUUGUUCCUGAUAAUUAGAUUGAAAUUAUAAUAGAAAAUUUAAUAUACUAGAAUAAUUUUAUGCAUGUAUAUUAGGAAGGUUCCUUAAAAUAAUCAGCUUUAUUAUUAUAUAUUUCUUCAACUUCUAGUAAUGUAUUUGUGAAUAACUUAAAUUGCUUUUACAAUUCAAUGACGAAUUCCUCUAAUUCAUUUAUUAUUAUUAGAUCUAAUAUUUCGAAAUUUAGUAACAUAUAAAUAACAAAUCAUAAUAUCUUACCUUAUAAUAUAUGGAAAGAUUAUUAUCCAAUCAAAGUAAAUAAUGAAAAUGAUUAAGAAGAGACUAAUAACUUUAUAAUGUAGAUAUACCAUAUUAAAUCAGUUGGAGGAGUGGCAUUCAUUGAAACUAGUUUGUUUUCUUGUUCCAAUUGUUCUUUUUAAGAUAUAUUGGUAUCAGCUAGUUCUGUAUUUGAAAUUGAUACAUUAAAUGAGGGCAUAAUUAUGAUUUCAAACUUCUCAAUAAAUUCAACAAGAUUUAGUUUGAAAGAAAUUGAAAGUUCAGGAUGCUUAACAAUAAAUUCUCAAAACAGCUUAUUAAGUCUAUAAAUAUUAUCUGCAUAAUUUUUAAAUGUUAUUAAUAAAAUGUCCACAUCUAUUUUUUCAAUAACGCCUUCGUUACUUAAAAACAAUAUAAUUAUCUAAGAUAUAUAGAUACUUAAUUGUAUUUCAUUAAUAAAUUAAAUAAUUCGCAUUCAAUUUAUUAAUUAAAUAGGUGGCUAAAAUUAAAUUUCACUAAUAAAUAUCAGAAUUUUAUAAAAUUAAAAAGAAUGGGAGAAAUAUUUUUAAAUAAUUGGAUUAUUAACAUCAUCAGAGUUAUUGUAAAUUACAAGUGAAGAUAAUUCAUUAAUCUAUUUAGAAAAUUGUAAUUUUUACAUAGAGGAUUUAACUAUUGAAGGAAUGUAUAUCACUCCAUUUCUGAAGUUAAUUAAUGUACAAAGACUAAGUAUGAUUAAUUUGAAAAUUUAACAUAUUUAAAGCAUUAAAACAUAAAACCUUAUUCAAAUUAGUCAAACUAUUUAAACUAAAUCGAUUAUUUAUUUAAAGUAAAUUAAUAUUAAAAAAGGAUAUCUCUUUUAAUCAAAUUCUUAAUCAUCUUAAUAACCUAUUAAUUUUCAAAUUGAUUACUACAUACUUGGAUGUUAAAUUAUAAAUAAUUUGUUGCAAAUCGAAUAACCAAUAGACUACUUUUCACUAAAUUUAAAUUAAUUAUAAUAAUCAAAUUAUUAACAUAAUGCAAUCAUACAAAUAGUGAGUAAAAGUAAUUUAAAUUAUAUCAGAUUAGAUAUGAUAGAUAUAGAGGAUAAUAUUUAUUAAACAAGUUUAUAUGGUAUUGUUUAUUUUGAUAUUUCUUUAUUCCAAUAAUUAAAAAUCUCUAAAUUAAAUUGUAAUUAUAAUUUCGUAAAUGAGUAUGGUUGUUUACAUUUUGUAGGAAAUAAUUCAGUUGAAUCUUAAAUUUUAAUUAAAGAUUCAAAUUUCAUAAAUAAUAAUGGAACCAAAGGAGUUGCAAUUAAAGUAACUGAGAUCUCUAUAUAUAUUAAAAAUUGUAAAAUUGCCUCUAAUUUUGCAAGGACAUAAGGUGGAGGUUUAUAUAUAUAAAUAACCUCAAAUCUAUUUAGAAUAGAAAACACAUAAAUAUUAAAUAAUAAAGCAUAAGAAGGAGGAGGUAUAUAUUUUUAGAAUAAUAAUAAUUUGAAUCAAAAAAACUUCAAUAAUUCUUUUCUAUUAUUUAAUUAAGCUUCUAUAUAUGGAAAUAACCUUAUUGAAAGUCCUACACAUUUAAAACUCUUUAUAAAUUCAAAAGAAAUGCCUGAUGAAAAAUAAAUCUAAAAUAACAUAGCAACAAGUAUAUUAAAAAUUAAACCAUACACAAUAAUUGAAUAAGGAAGAAAAAUUUAGACAAAGUAGCUCAUAAUUCCAAGUAAUUAAAAAAUUGAUAUCUACCAAUUAUUUAUUACAAAGGGAUUCUUCUAUUAAUCUUAUAUUUAAAAUAUAAGUCUCUAUUUUUAAAAUAGUAAAGGAGAGUUGCUCUAUAAAUAAUUAAAUUCUACAUGCAAUGUAUCUAGUGUUAUUAUUUAAAAUAAUGGUACUGAAAUACAAGACUAAAGAUAUAAUACUACUGUAUAAUAUCAAUCUAUUAACAAUAAUUUUGAAUUAGGCAUAUUAAGUUUUAAUUUUGAUCCAUAUCAAUCAGAAUAUGAUUACAUAAAAAUUCUAUCUUAGUGUAAAACUUAAUAUUCAUAAUAAUAAAAAAUAUUUAAUUAUAUUAUGAAUGCCAAGAGUUUUAAAUGUUAAUUAGGAGAAUUUUAUGUUGAUAAUGGAUGUUAAAUUUGUGUUUGGAGUUAAGGAUUUUAUAGUGUGACAUAUAAUUCAAUUAAAUGUUCUAUCUAUGAUAAAAUAAAAUUCAAGAAUAUAACAUCUAAUAUGAUUAAUUUAUAUGAGGGUUAUUGGAGACCUAACUAUCUAUCAGAUUAUACAGAAUCUUGUUAUAAAAGUCCAGAAUAUUGUUAAGGAGGAUGGGAAGUAGGAGAUAGCAUUUGUAGCAUGGGACGUAAAGGAGCACUUUGUGAAAUGUGUGAUAUAUUUAAUGUGAGAGGAGAAGGAAGCUUUUUUAAAAAUCAGUAAGAUUUGACCUGUUUAUCAUGUUCAUAGAAUGAUAACAUUAUUCUUCCGUUUUCAUUUGCGUUAUUUCAGUAUUUAUUAAUUUUAACUUAUAGGGCUUUAUUGUCAAUUUUUUUAUCCUUGAAAAGUAUUAGGAGAUCAAAUUAAUUAUUUACUUAAUUAAGAAUAUUUGAAAAGUUUAGUAAAAUUAUAUUUAAAUUAAAUUAAGGUAAUUGUUAUUAUUAUAAUUUAUGACUAGAUCAUGAAGGAAUUUUAUUAAAAAUGUUACUAAAUUAUUUAUGGAUAUUCUCAGUUAUUUUUACAUUCAAUAUUAAUUUUUCCUUCUCUUUUACAUUUAUUGAAUAAUCUAGUAAUAGUUUUUACUUUAUGGUAAAUAAUUUAGAUUGUUAUUUUUCAAAUCUUGAUAUAGAAAUGAUUUAUGUCAAGAUAAUCUUUAUUUAAAUAUUGAUGUUACUACAAUUUAAACUGAUAUUAGCCUUAUCUUUUGUAUAUCAUAACAUAAUUAAUAGUUAAAUGGAUAAUAGUCUAUUAUCAAAUACAUUACUUUGUUUAUAUGUUUUUAAUUAUGGAGGAUUGAUCAAGAUGUAUAAUGUUAUUGUUUAAUUAGGUUCUGUUCCGCAUUAUCUUCAAGAUAAAUAUCAAACAUUAAUUAUAUUUAAGGAGAUGUAUCUUUAUUAUAUGAUACACAGAUUCAUUAAUAAUGGGUUUAUUUUAUAAUUGUUCCAUUAUUAUUAAUUUAUGGUUGUAUUAUUCCAUUUUCAUUAUUUUUAAUAACUUAUUUAAAGAGGGAUAUCCUUUAUCUUAUUAAAUUAAGAAAACAUAUAUGUUAUUUAUUUAACGAAUACAAUGACAAUAAUUACUAUUGGGAACAAAUUAAAUUGUUGUAAAAAGCUAUUAUUAUAUUAAUCACAACUUAUUUUGAAAAUAAUAUACUAUUAAAGACAUCAUUAUUAGGACUUUGUUUGCUUUCUUAUUAGACAAUUGCUGCUAAAAAUAAGCCAUAUAUUAUAUCAAAAUUGAAUAAUUUAGAUUUAUAAUCAGGAUAAAUUUGUUCAAUUACAAUAUUUCUGGCAGCUACAAAAUAUGAAAGUUAAAAUUCAAAUAAUAAUACAAUAUCUACAUUUUUAUCAAUAGUUUUACUUAUUUUAAUGAUAAAACUGUGCUAUCCAUUUAUUUAUAAUAUAUUUACUGUUUAUUACAAAAAAUAUAGCUAUUUCAUUUUGUCAAAGAUUUAUUCGUUAUCUAAACAUAUGUCAAUUAAUUCUUAAUUUAUUUAACGCUUCGGAGAUUAUCUAGCUCGAGAAAAUGAAAGAUAAAUCAAAUUGAAAAAGAAUUUCACUAAACUUAAAGAAUACAUUCUUCCUAAAUAUAAAAAUCAAAAUAAAUUUUUUAAGUUUAAAUUUUAUUAAUUAUUUUAGAUUGCUUUCUAAGAAGGGUCAUCUUAAAUCAAAUACAAAUAGUGGAUCAUAUCUGAUUAAAGGAACGAAUGAUUGA